GAUGAUGGUUAGUAGUACUGCUGAGCUGCGGGCACACACACGACUCUCAGACUCGCCGCUGACAGCGCUCCCAUAGCCCAAGGGCACCAAGGGGACAACUACUAACACUUUGCCAGCGAUUCCCUGGGCUCCGCCGCUGCGCACCUGCACUGGUUCCCUUCCUUUGGGAAAAUCCUACGUAUGCUUGUGGGUCCCACGCAUAAGCUCUUCCAGGAAUGGUGGAUCACUUGCUUUCUACAGAUGAAUGUUUCACAAUUGCUCCAGCUACCAUUGGACUUUCUGAAAUGCUGAUGGGUAGAAGGAUAUAUCAGAUGUUGCCCUCUCCUACAUCGGAGGAUGAUAGUGAUUCUUCGAGUUUCCGCUCAUGCUCUAGUCCCGACUCACAAGUACUCAGCUCCAGCUAUGGUAGCGCAUGUAGUGCAGAGAGUCAGGACAACAUCCUAGACUACCUUCUAUCCCAAACUUCACUGGGCAAUGCUUCUUUAUCAUGGUGGGACAAGAGAAGACAGCAGCCAGUGGUUAAAGAGGAAUUCCUUAAGGUUCCGGAGUUUGGCAUGGACAAGGAGGAAGCAACAUUUUUUCAUCCCACUCUGGAUGAGAUUGAGGAGUUCUUAGAGGAGAAUAUGAAAACCGACUUUAAAGAUGAAGAUCGACAUGACGCCAAGGAACUGAGGACCUGUGGCCAGUUGUUUUCUGAUCAAUUUAAAGAGCCCCAUGUAAUUAACAGCAACAUGAAGGAGGAUAGAAAUGGAGAGACAAUCAGUUUAGCGGCAGAAGAGGAAAACUCAAUAUGCUCUGGUACCCUAUCUGUUGAUGGUGGAAUCCCUGUCAUUCUUCAGAUCCAACCCCUUGAGAUCAAGCAAGAGUCCAACACAACCCAGUCUUCUCAGUUUCCGGAAAACAUUAAAGUUGCGCAACUUCUGGUCAAUAUUCAAGGCCAGACCUUUGCUCUGGUCCCGCAGCUAGUCCAGUCAUCCAAGUUUGUCCGCAUAGCCCCUGUGCCUAUUGCUGCUAAACCUAUCGGCCCAGGGGGUGGCAUUCAGGGACAAUCUGGAGUAGUGAUAGGUCAGAAGUUUCAAAAAAAUCCAGCUACGGAACUUAUUAAAAUGCACAAAUGUACUUUCCCAGGAUGUACCAAGAUGUACACCAAAAGUAGCCAUCUCAAAGCCCACCUGCGCAGACACACGGGAGAGAAGCCUUUUGCUUGCACAUGGCCUGGAUGCGGGUGGAGGUUUUCCAGAUCGGAUGAGCUUUCUCGACACCGUCGCUCGCACUCUGGGGUGAAGCCAUACCAGUGUGCCGUUUGUGAAAAGAAAUUUGCUCGCAGUGACCACCUUUCCAAACACAUCAAGGUGCACAGAUUUCCCAGGAGCAGCCGUUCAACACGGUUAUCAAACUGACCCUUCUCUUCACCCGAGGCCCAACUCAAAACAAAUAAUCAUGGUAUAGAUCAUGCGAAUCCCAAGCACUUUUUUUCCACCUGCUAUAACUUAUUAAACGUGCAACAGAGCGUUGGUUUGACUGGACAGCAGCUGUGAAUGUGAUCUGAACUCUUACUAUUUAACAAGGUUAUGAAUGAAGCGUGUGCUCCAGGACAAAGCAGGAUUUGGAUAAUAGAUAUAUGUGCGCUCUGCUACCCUGGUGUAUAGCAAUGCAAUACUCUAAGCAAUGAAUGGUUGAUUAAGUUGGGGAUGAUUCACUGCAUAAAUAUGGGUCUCCCGGUGCAGCAUGUACAUCAUAGAGUUGCAUUGCUACUGUUAGUUACAAAGAGCGAGUUCGGUUACAAACCCUUCCCCUUGGUUGGUACUGUAUGUUGGUAUGACCAGUUUAUUUAGUACCCAAGCAAUAAUCAGGGGUCUUAAAGGGAUACAAAUGUACAAGUUGCUCUUCAGCAGCAAGGUUACAGACUUCUGUUGGUGUCAUCUUUAUCUUCCAGCAUCUAGGGCCAAGCAAUGGCUGAAGAUGCAUUUUACAACAGAUGAUAGGUCCCCACCCAUCACCCAAAGAUGUUGGCAUCUUUAUCUUUUAGCAAGUUGCAAUUUUAUAUGAGAUUUGAAUAUUUGAUGGAAAUUCAAUUUCCUCCAUGAGGUUUUCAGAGGUAUUCUUUGCUCAGGCCCCCUUUGUUCAUAAGAAGGUUAGAAAUGUGUGAAAAGCUGAGGGGUUUUAGGGGUUUUCCAAGACAGUAAAUAAGAAUUUACCACCAAUUUCCUGUGUUUUCUUCCCCAUCUAGCCCCACAGUUAGGUACUACUGCACUCAAUCAAAGUUGACUUAUCUUUAAAGUUAUAAUGCUACAUGUGAAUCUGUGUUACUUCAACUCUUUCCUAAGUUAGUAGACCAGACAGAAGUAUUAGAAGAUCUUACAGAUAUCAUUACUGAAUCAUCAUCUCAUUGAUGACCUAGAGUUUUAAAGGGUUUUCUUUCUUUUUUAAAGUAGAAUUAAACUCUGAGGGCAACCUUAGCCCCUCUAGAACCACAUGACCAGUGCCUCACAAAACAGCAGCAUAGUGGGGUUGGAAAUAUCCAUCUCAUGCCACUUUAGGUCCUCCUCACUGGGAUUGCCAACUCAAAGCAAGGUUUUCCAGUCCAGGUUGGACUUGGAAUGGACCUGGAAUGGGCCUAGGGCUGUUCUCAGAGUUCCUUCUCCUUUAAAGAGGGAGACAAUAUUCUGCACAUCACUAUUGCACUUGAAUUAUGUUAUUAUCACUAAAUCUGUUGUUGAAGGCAAUAGAGGUGUUGCUCCCUUAAUCUAUUUGUAUCUUCUAAAUGCCAAAAAGGUUGACUCUAUGGCCCUAAAUGUCAUCUACUCACAGUCUGUAGAUGUUUACAAGUGGUGCUCUUCAUAUUUAGCUGUAUUUUCUUGCUUAGGAUGUGACCUAUUCAAACAUAACAGUGAGCAGAGUCUGAGGCUAGAGUCACACCUUUUGGUUGCCCUUGACAUAUCUGCAUUGUCUGUUUGGCUAUACAAGCCCUAUGGGCAUAUCACAGCUUUUGCACAGUUAGCUACCAGUAUUUCAUCAUUGAAUACAAAAAAGUGGAGAAAAUCUUAUUUUUGAAAAAGGUUUAGCCUCUAUACAGAAGAGAAAACAUAUCAAGGAACGUGGGACCCUAUGAUGUUUUAAUAUAGGGAUAGAUGGGUCAAGUGUCCAGUAUUCUUCUUGGAUUACUCUGUGUGGUUUGUUAUUUAAUGAUUUAUGAGUAACAAAAUGAAUGUUUCCUAUCAAUACAAUUGUGUGUUCUCAUGUAUCGAGUGGUUGUACAAAAAGGAACGGAAAUGGGCCAGUCACUAUCAGCAGUGUUUAGUCUCAGUGAACUGGGAUCUGUCAACCAGCUUCAGAACAAGGCUCACUUCAGAUGCAGCUCUUAAGGAAGUUUGAUCAAACCGGUCACAUUCAUCUCUUUAAACAUGACUAAAUGGUGCUAUUAUACAGUCAGUGCUUUAAAACAAACUGCUGUUAAAUGGAGAGUUUUUACUUGGUAACAGGAAUUAAGGUUAUCUUACCGUUAAACUGCAACCACCAAUCAAAUGUUUACUUGCAGUAUUCUAACUAUGAUAAGUUCAAGGUAACUGCUGGUUGGUUUCUAUGGGUUGCUAGACCGCAGAAAACUUUGUUAACUGUAAAACCUACCAGGCUGCAUGUAAUGUAAAAACGUUUGCCAGCUUCUUAGGGCUGUUGAUUCUAGUCGGCAUUUCCUAUGAUCCUCUGCUGAUCCUUCUGCAGAAGGAUACAUUAAACUCCAUUUAUGGUUGAGUGAGUUCAUUCUUCAUAAAAAUAUUCAGAGUUCCUCAUAAAUCCUGGUCAACAAAGCAUGGGCUUAAUCAUUAAUUGUUAGGAAAUUAUAGGAUUUCAUAAAAAAGUUCAACAAUAGAAAUAAUGCGUGGGGUGCAUGUUCUACUCUUCUCUUUGUUGGACUAACAACACCAUCCACUCCCUAGUAUUGACCUUUCACUGCCACAUAAGAAAAACAUACUAAGAUGAAUGUUUCAGCCUCUGUGGUUCCGUAUUUUAAGCAAGCACACCCAUAUUAUGACCUUAUGACUUUGUUUGAGCUUCCGAUGACAGUUGCAGUGUAAGGUGUCCUUCUCUUGGGUAUCUCUGUUCUGAAUGAUCAAUCUGCAACGGAGAAACAAGUCUGUGAAAACAUACAUAUCAGUAUUAAUUAGACUGUGUAAAGAAUUGGUAUUACCGACUGGAUGCAUGGACAAUGUUUCCAGUCUUGGAAACUCCUAUGCAACUUAGUCUAAUAAAACCUUUUCAGUAUAUGUUGAGGUACACCAAGGCACGUCUUAGGGUCACAUGUAUGUUGUGCUUAUAUAUAUUCUUCUGAGGUGGCAAUUCAACAAACUAUUACGGCAACUAAGAUGCUGGCAAAUUGGUGAUUAGCCUAUGACUUUCUGUGUUGGGCAGAAUCAAUCAUCACUUGUUGCAGAACAUUAAACUCAGCAAGCACCCUUGCCUAUAUAUUUGCUAGAGGGAUGCGGACAUUUGGAAUCCCACGAAAUCUAUAGUUAAAGAGGUUACUCAUCCAUAUAGUCAAGUCUAUAAGUCAACCAUAGUCUUUGCUCUACCAGCUGUAGAGAGGGCUAUAUUAACUCACUGCCAGUGACAUACUGAAGAUCAAAGUAGCUACGUGUUCAUACUGUAUAUACAUAUUAGAAAAUGUGUAUAUUUUUAUAUUUAUUUUAGGAGCCAUAUGAUAUAUUUUUUUGGUUCUUCCAGAAACAGAGCCCUGAUAUUUCUGCUGCUCCUUAAAUGCCUUUUUUUCUUCAAGCGAUCUAUCUUCUCGUUUGUGAUUUUCUUGUGAAAUCUGUAAUGAAAUGUGUUAAUUCUGCCUUAAUCCAGCUAUUAAGAAAAAAGAAAAACAAGCCUAAUUCAGAGUGAGACGAUGGUGGGAAAUUUGUGCCCAGAGAGGCGCGGGUGGGGGAGGGAAUAAGCUGCUUUCAUAUAUUGUUGCUCUGGCUGCAAAGGGGUAAAUGAGUUAUGCAUUCCAUCCUGUAGAAAGCCAUUUAUAUGAGAACUAAUAUGCCUUGUGCAGGGGUAGCUUGGCCAUUGUCACUGUCAUAAGGAUCAUUGUGGUGAUCCACAAUUACAUGUCAAUCACAUCUCUAGUGCAUGGAAGAUUCAUGGGGUGAGCUAAAUGCUCAAAAAUUAAAUUCCUUAUGACAGUGCUGUAAUAAAUAAAAAAAAUACCACUGCUGUCCCAAAAGCUCUAUAAUGGUUGUGGUUUUCAUAAAAGAAAUUGUAUCACUACAUGUAAACCCACUCCCAAAUGGUUUAACAGCAGUGACAGGCAUUAAAGUAUAAGGUCCUCGAUUUACAACUAACCGCCUUGUAUUUAGUCGCCUUCCUCCCACCCGGGCCAACCUACCCCUGCCCAAGCGGUUUGCUUCUCUUUUUUUCUGAAUGUAUGUAAAUAUAUUGUAUAUAAAUGUCUUCAUAUAAAAUUCAUUUUAUUACCGUAUCAGAAAUCUGUGUAAAUGAGAUCAAAGUUUAAUAGAAAUCUCUACGCCGCUAUGUAUAUAAACAAUACUGUAUUUUUCGCCAACGUUCCUCAUAUGGUAUAUUUACAAUAAAUAUUAAAAACUUUUAA
Molecule: messenger RNA, 5590 nt
Organism: Xenopus laevis (African clawed frog)
Lineage: Eukaryota; Metazoa; Chordata; Amphibia; Anura; Pipidae
Gene: klf15.L
Product: Kruppel-like factor 15 L homeolog
Exons: 3
Coding region: 216-1400 (394 amino acids)
Biological process (GO): regulation of transcription by RNA polymerase II; positive regulation of DNA-templated transcription
Cellular component (GO): nucleus
Molecular function (GO): transcription cis-regulatory region binding; DNA-binding transcription factor activity; RNA polymerase II cis-regulatory region sequence-specific DNA binding
Source: RefSeq, a predicted model, not a curated record